Messenger RNA from Symphalangus syndactylus (siamang), 4751 nucleotides. RefSeq names its product protein FAM187B-like. The record is from RefSeq and is a predicted model, not a curated record. NCBI's taxonomy places the organism in Eukaryota, Metazoa, Chordata, Mammalia, Primates, Hylobatidae.
GCAUACACUGUGAGGACACAAUCAACAGGAGAAGGCGGGUGGGGCAGGAGCCAGGCUGCCCCAUACCCAUUGGGUUCCGGAGGGACCUGGGCCUGGACCUCCUUCCCAAGCCGUCCUCUCGGCUGUAGAGCUUCCUUGGGCAUCUGAGUCCCUGCUGGUCCUCAUUCCAUUUCUGCAGCAUCCCUGAGGCUGAGGGACACCAGCUUCACGGAGACCCCACCCCGCUUCCUGUGUGAUUUCUCAGAGGGUGCACGCAGGCAGCCCACGGCCCCAGCGUGGCAGAACAAUGUUUCAUUUAACAGCAUGGUCAUUCGCCAACAUUUGCCAAUCAAACGGUUUUACCUAAACUUCCAACUCCCCAGCUAACUUACUGGAAGAAGUGGCCACCCACGGUCUGUGUGUUUACAGGGCAACAAAGCUGCCCUUUAUAUAAAGCCCAGGUGCUGGGUCCACCACUGUCCCCACAAGCCGAAAUCAAGUAUCCUCUUUGGCAGCCAAGUCCCUGCUCUAGAAAAAGUGAGUCAUCUGGGAGACGUGGGUCCUGCCCACCUGAUCAUCUUCCAGAUCGAGAUGCAGUGGCAGGAGCCUCUGGAGUUAACUUGCCUGCCCCGGCCAAGCAGCAAAGUGUCUCCUCUAGUGUUUCUAACUCAUGGACUGCACCCAUUUCCGCCCGCCCCGCCAGGCUCUAGGCUUGACAGUUCAAGGCUGGUCUACCCAGACACCCUCCUGAAGGAAACCAAGGACUGGCAACAGCUAUGGUCCCCGAGGAGGGGAAACGGGACAGCAGCUAGAGGGAUGCUGAAGUGUCCAUCAGUGCCACGUAGUGUACACGCUGUGGCCUGGUGUCCCAAGGCUGAUGGCUGUGACCACGUCUGUCAGCUCCUCUGUGAAAGUGUCCCGUUGGGAUAUUCACAGACAUUCACAGAAGAGGGGCAGGAGCAAGUCUUUUUCAGUUGCACAUGUCUGACUCCUCUCAUAGAGUUAGGUCCCUCUCUCUCUGUCUUCUGUCUUCUCUUACCUUCCCCUGCUUGGUUUGCUUACUUCCCCUUUAGCUCUAGUCCCACACCCAGUCCCAGCUCUCCACGGUAUCCGUGCUGGUGUGCUAGAUAUGUCCCUAGACAUAGUAGCUCGGUAAAAUGUGCAGCAUUCUUGUGGAUACGUGUUUUCAAAAAUUUGCUUAAAUUUGGCCAGGCAUGGUGGCUCAUACCUGUAAUCCUAGCACUUUGGGAGGCCAAGGUGGGGGUGUGUGGGGGGGUCGGAUUGCCUGAGGUCAGGAGUUCGAGACCAGCCUGGCCAACAUGGCGAAACCCCAUCUCUACUAAAAAUACAAAAAUUAGUCAGGCGUGGUGGCAGGCGCCUACAUCCCAGCUACUCGGGAGGCUGAGGCAGGAGAAUAGCUUAAACCCGGGGGGCAGAGGUUGCAGUGAGCCGAGAUCGCGCCUUUAUUCCAGCCUGGGUGACAGAGUGAAACUGUCUCAAAAAAAAAAAAAAAAAAAAUUGCUUAAGUUUAAAGCCAGGUGUGGUAGUUCAUGUCUGUAAUCCCAUCACUUUGGGAGCCUGAGGCAGGAUCACUUGAGGUCAGGAGUUCAAGACCAGCCUGCGCAACACAGCAAGACCCUGUCUCUACAAAAAAUUUUUAAAAAUUGGCCAGCAUGGUGGCACAUGCCUGUAAUCCCAGCACUUUGGGGAGGCUGACUUGGGAGGAUCACCUGAGGCCAGGAGUUUGAGAUCAGGCUGGGCAACAUACUGAGACCCGUGUCUCUACAAAAAACAAAAAUCAAAAAAUUAGCUGGGCAUGGUGGUGUGUGCCUACAGUCCCAACUGCUUCAGAGGCUGAGGCAGGAGGACUGCUUGAACCCAGGAGUUCGAGGCUGCAGAGAGCUAUGAUCACACUACUGCACUGCCUGGAUGACAGAGUGAGACCCUUUCUCUAAAACAAAAAAAAUUUUUUUUGCUUAAAUCAUGUAGUGUUGUAAACCUUGUUUGGCUUCUUACCUUUUUCAGUUAAGAUUUUUUUUUUUUGAGACAGAGUCUCACUCUGUUGCCCAGGCUGGAGUGCAGUGGCGUGAUCUCAGCUCACUGCAACCUCCACUUUCUGGGUUCAAGCGAUUCUCAUGCCGCAGUCUCCUGAGUAGCUGGGAUUACAGGUGAACACCACCAUGCCCAGCUAAUUUUUGUAUUUUUAGUAGAGAACGGGGUUUUACCAUGUUGGCCAGGCUGAUCUGGAACUCUUGACCUCAAGUGAUCCACUCGUCUUGGCCUCCCAAAGUGCUGGGAUUACAGGCGUAAUCACUGCGCCUAGCCAAGAUUUGGUUUUUUUAGAGGGUUUUACUUUCAUGUGAAUAGUAUCUUGUACUGUUGGACAUUUUUACCAUGUGUAUGGAUUAUACUUACAAAAGAAAAGAACAACAUAAAUAAAAAUAAACUGAAAGUUGGAGGAAGUAAAUGAUAAUCUAAAGCAGCAGACCCUCCUCAGCCUACUUUCUCCCCACUGGCUAAAUUCACACCCUCCAGACCAACACCACUGUCCUGGGGGCAGGUGGAUGGCCACCUCCUUCCCUAGGACGCAGGAUGUUGCCUGAACCAGGGUGGCCAUGAGCGGGACACUUACGGGCCUCGGGGCAGCAGCACUUGUCUGGGCAGCAGGGGCACCUGACGUAGCAGCAGCAAGUGUGCGGGCAGCACUGGCACCAGCAGAUGCCCAGGAGGAGGAAGAUGAGGAAGGCAGCCAGGCACACCACAACCACGAAGAGCCAGUCUGCAGAAAGAGAACAGGCCCUGAGCCCGGAGGCCUGGGAGGGAACAGGGCCAAUGGCACAGCAGGGGCACAUGGUGCGGAGCCAGCACUGAGGUCGGGGACGAUUUGCAAAGCUCACCAAGGAACCUGCAGCCCUGGCUGGAUUUUUUGUGCCAGAGGCUGGGCACAGCACACUCCCCAUUCUACCAUCCCGGCCAUUCCCCAGUUAGGGCCCUCCCCCAGGUGCAAAAACACAAGGCAGAAGACAAGAGGCGGCCUGCACAGAGGGAGACAGGCUGCAGCCCCCAGACCAAAGAGAGAGCCAGCUGCCCAGAUGCCACACCCUCAAGAGCACCGCAGGUGCCAGUCACAGAGCCCCGGCCUGCACCCCAGGUUCUCCUCACCCAGCCUAGCCUAGGCCCAGCGCCAGGCCACUAGAUGCCUCAGAGCCACAGUCAGGCCAGGUUAGUGAGGGGUCCACAGUGAGCAGGGUUUAGUGGGGAAGGGGAUACUAACUAGAGUCAGAAGCAGUAGGUGAUAUAUGGGAGCUCCUGAGAAACCCAACUCAGGAUCCACCCCCCGUACCUUCCAUGGGGCCCGCCUGAAAACCAGGUAAGAGCUCAGCCACCCCUGAGGUCCUCCCUGGAGGGACAAAAGAGAAACAGAUUAUGCUGGCCAGAGCCAGCCCAGGCUGAGCCGCCCCCGAAAGCCCAGCUCCAGGCUGGUCAAGUGCAAGGUGUGCCCUGAACCGGGCAGGGGCUGGGGGCUGAAGCCCUAGCGCAUGGCUCCUACCCUCCACCUGCCGACAUGUGGGUGCUUAUAGGUAAGAAACUCCCAUUGCAUAAUCCACCUGUGUCUCAUGCCACGAGGGCUCCAAUACAAAUCCCAGGGGGUUCUGAGGGCUCUACCUCAGCUUGGGCACCCUAAGUUUUUCUCAUUCAUAGGUCUUAGCACCCCAAAGGGCUCCAACCACGGUGAUAGGGAUGUCCUGUUCCAGCAGGCACAGUGCCCACGAAAUAGGAUCUCAGCUCUGUCGCCCAGUCUGGAGUGCAGGGGUGUGAUGAUGGCUCACUGCAGCUUCAACCUCCUGGGCUCAGGCGAUCCUCCCACCUCAGCCUCCGGAGUAAGUAGCUAGGGCUACAGGCAUGUGUCACCACACCUGGCUGAAAUGGUUUAAUUUUACUUUACAAAUCUGAAAAAAAAUUAACACUGAAUAUAUAGUAAUAAACUCUUUGUGACAACAUAAUCACAAAUUUUUUUUAAAACAGGAAGGGACCCAUGAAGGCAAAAAUGCCCACAUAUGAAAGUCAUAUGCAGUCCUAGUUCUGGGACCCACAAGGUCUCCAUCUCUACUCGUGCACUGUCACAUUCAUGCCUCUCAGACCUGGUUCUUGUCUUCCCUCGAGUGCCCCUGGAGCUCUGAGCCCCACCAGCGUUGUGUCUCAGGGGCCUCCACAGGCCCAGCUCUGCACCCACGAAGCCCUCCCCAGAGCUCAUGCACUUGGCACUAUAGGCCCUUGCAACACGACAGAGGCAUGUCAGUCACAGCUCUCAAAGUGUGGUCCUGUCCGCAAGGCCAAAAGAAGAAUUUUUAGAAUAACACUAAGAUGUUAUUUGCCUUUUUCACUUGUUCUCCCAUGAAUGUCCAGUGGAGUUUCCCAGGCUCCCUGAUGCCAUCAUCGCCCUGAUGCCUAAUGGACUAUAUGCUUUGUGUGUGUGUUUGUGUUUCUUGAGCCAGGGUCUCUGUCACUCAUGCUAGAGUGCAGCAGCAUAAUCAUGGCUCACUGCAGCCUUGACCUUCUGGGUGCAAGCCAUACUCCUGCCUCAGCCUCCCAAGAAGCUGGGCUCACAGGUGCAUGCCACCAUACCUGGUUAAUUUUAAAAUUUUUUGUUGAGUCGGGGUCUUGCCAUGUUGCCAAGUCUUGCUUGUGUAUCUUGGGCUUGAAAAAUCUCCCCAUUUUAAUUCCUAAUACGUUAAGCAACAGAUAGACAUAAAACCCACAGAAACAAAAGC